AAGUGAGGUAGGAGGUAACUCUGCUCGAACGUAGCGGUAUCAACAAAAGGCUUUGAUCACUGUGCGCGAGGGAUGGGAUUUGAUUACUAGCAAUAUGACGUGAAUUUUGUGACAGUUUCUAACUGGGAAUAUGCAUAAUUCCAUUGGAUUACUAACUUUGGUGCUAUGUUGGUGCUACGUGCAUCAAGGAUACGCCGCUACAUAUGCGCGGGAUAUCCCAGGAUUGCUCAGCGAGUAUGAAUUCAAUCGCAUCAUGGUGAACAGUGUCCCCAAACCGUACUUGUACGUCUACCCGAAACAGUUGCGUGACAAACGAGUGGUGGGAAUAUCAACGAAGGAGCACAAAGUGCGGCACCAUGGAACUCAUGAGCACUUCAAACACGUCACCCUUUUGCUUACCUUGGAUAAUAAAAGAUACAAGAUCAAGUUGGAGAGAAACGAUGCAUUAUUUUCAUCGGGGAUUAUGGUGAAACACUAUGCAGAGACUAACCAGCAGGUCAUCACACAGAACAUCGAGCACUGUUUCUACCAUGGGUAUGUCAAGAGGGAUGAGUGGUCCAGUGUAGCGGUCAGCACGUGCAGUGGGAUCAGGGGUGUCAUUCAAAUGCACAAUGAGACGUUUGUGAUUCAGCCGCUCCUUGGGGGAGAUGAAGGUAUGGAGCACCCUCAUAUUGUUUUCAAGGCAUCUGUGUCUCACAAGGAAAAUUGUGGUAAUAGCCUGGGCCAGUGGCUGCCGUUCCAUGAACUCCACAAGGGGGAGUUUGUGCGGAAACUCAAGUAUUUACGAGCAGUCAGGUACCGGAGAGAGGCUGCUCCCCAACCCCCAAAGUCACUGAAGCUGGCCAUGGUUCUGGAUAAAGCUGUGUACCUUGGUCUAAAUUUCUCACAAACUGAAAUGACAACGUAUGCUGUAGAAAUCGCCAACAUUGCUGAUCUGUACUAUCGCCAGCUGAAUAUGAACCUGUCCUUGACCUACCUGGAGUACUGGAACCUGGCCGACCAGUUCAUCGUCAGCCCCAAGCUGCGUGAGAUGCUCAUCAAGUUCAUGAACUUCAAGAAGGUGGCGCUACAAGGAGCCAACUUCGACAUCGCCUACUUCAUGACUGGUAUAGAGCUGGAAGGAAACGCAGUUGGCAUCGCUCUCCCAGACUCAGUGUGUACUGACAGGGCAGUUGGCAUCAGCAAAAAUCCUAAACCAUUUGAGCCCCAGCAGGCAGCCACCAUCUUGGCACACAUGAUCGGACACAACCUGGGCAUUGAGCAUGAUGAAGAUGCCAAGUGGAGAGAAAUAUACCACGAAGGUGGCUGCGAGUGCAAUGAUGAGUUCGGAUGCAUCAUGUCUACCCAAGUUCUCGCUGCUGGCGGACAUCACUCCCGAAUGUUUUCCAACUGUAGCAAGUCUGACCUUGACAUUAGCCUCAGUAUGGAGAUAACUUCCUGUUUAGAUGGGAAACCACCGGUGAACUUCCCUCAGACUUGUGGCAACAGUAUUGUGGAGAGGGGGGAGGAGUGUGACUGUGGGUCGGAGGAGGAUUGUCUGAAGAAGGACCCUUGCUGCGACCCAGACACGUGUCUGCUGCGCUACUGGGCCCAGUGUCGGUCCGGUCCCUGCUGUAGUAACUGCACAGUGUUACCCAGGACACACAUGUGUCGUGACAGGCAGACGGAAUGUGAUGUGCCAGAGUUCUGUGAUGGAGAAAGAGGAGAGUGCCCCUCCAACAACUACGUUCAAGAUGGCCACCCCUGCAUGAAUAGUACGGGCUACUGUGUGGCCGGCAUCUGCCCCUCCCUCCAGCAGCAGUGUCAGACCAUCUGGGGACCAGACGCCAAAGGAGGUGAUGACCAGUGUUUUGAGAGAUUCAACCCGACAGGAAACUUCAACGGCCAUUGUGGCAAGGAUGAUACCACUGGCAACUAUGCAAAGUGCUCAUCUGAGGACAUCCUCUGUGGUCUCCUUCACUGUGAUGGUGGCAACAAAGAACCGUUGUUUGGGUCAGACAAGGGAUUCUCCAAAACAACAGUCAACUCUAAAGGCAUUGAAUACGAGUGCAAGAUUGUCCAUGGGCCGACCAUGAUGGACAUGCCUCACAUGGGCCUCGUGCAGGACGGUACCAAGUGUGGGGAGGGCAAGGUGUGCCACAACGCACAGUGUCAGCGCAUCAAGCAUCUCCCUCCUCUCGGAUGCCCCGGAACAUCUCGUGCUGUCAUCUGCUCUGGACAUGGGGUCUGCACAAGGGAUGACACCUGUUUCUGUGACAAUGGAUGGGGUGGAUAUGACUGCUUGAUUAAACUUAAUAUGUCCAUGACAACCAUGAUGCCAGCGACAACAAGCAGUCUAAUAUCAUCAGCCACUACAAAAGGAAUCCAAGUUAUCCCCCUGAACCCGGCAGAGAACCGACUCGCCACCACUCCAGCAGACCCAUCUGCUGCUCCAGUACUCAAAGAGAUGGAUGGUUUGAGCACGAUGUGGCUGAUCAUCAUCCUGGCAUCUGUGGUGGGUGGUCUGGUCCUGGUCCUCAGUCUCACUCUCUUCUGCUACAGACGCCGCACACCAAGCAAGCUGCAGUCAGCAGUGACCAAGGGGUUGCUUGGUAGCAAAGAUGGUGGCAUGGAUAAGAAGAAGGCUGGGUUUGUGAACGCCAAAUAUAUCGGCUUGGGUGGUGUGCUUCCCUCGUACAGGCCUGACGCUCUGUUUGGGAAGAAGAAGAAGCGCAUGUCAAGUGAAGAUGAGAGUGACAUCGGAGAGUUGCCUCCCCCUCCCAUAAUUAUAUCCGACCCGAACAGUGCACGCCCUGAGAAGGGAAUCCUGAAGAACUCCAUGAUGAGACUGACUGGGGAAGAUAACCGUAGAAGCAGUGACUCAAAUGGAGAUCAAGAGAGUGUGGGGCCUUAUAUGUAUGAUGAAGAUGAUGAUUUAGAAGCCGAGGAAAUCCGUGAAAUUCUCGGAGAGGAUGAUUUCGAGCAGAGUCUUGAUGCUCUAGAUCAGUUGCCUGAAUCGUCAAGUUUUGACUUUGUGUUACCCCAGCCCCCACAUCCUAGCUUUGGGAUGCCCUGCCUUCACCCCUCACCCCCACCCCCAAGAAGACUCGGGCGGUUAGAUCUGCCACUGUCAACAGACUAUCAGCACCAGCCUCUGUUGUGGAAGGGAACUGGUUACCCCAUCUCUCCCCCUCGAUCGAAAAUUGUGAGAUUGAGAAAUCUUGAUGAGCUAAUUCGCCAGAUUGAUAAAAACACCAUAGACUUGUCACCAUCUCCGGAUGAGCCCCCUGUUCAAAUAUCCCCAUCAACGUGUACGUCGGAGGAUGUGCGCAGUAGCGAGACUGAGCCGGAGAGACAUUAUCACAGUGCACACUCUCAGUCUGACCACAGUCCCACCUCCUUCACCAGUUCAAGCACACGGGACACAGCACGGCCAAUUCUUGGCAACCUUAGCCAGUAUCUGCUGAAGCGUAAUGACUUUAAUACUGUUGACCAUCAGAAUUGUGACGACAAUGAACUUCAGCCUCACCAGAUUGACAUCCCCCCACCAAUGAACCCGCUCAAUCUGAGAAAUAUUUUCAACAUUGGUCAGCCCCCAUUAAACAGAGACAAUGACACUCCUUUAGGAAGUCAAACUGGUGAGAACAGUUCUUUAAAUGGCACUUCAAAUUCUCGAAACGGAUAUGAGAAGAGCUCAGGAUAUGGCAGUGAGCAUGAUGCUGAGAGAUUCAGCAUUGAGGAUAUAUCUCGGUCACAGUCAAGAUCUCAGUCAGCCUCCCCACCUUCUUAUAGUGCUGUUAUAAGAACUGGUCCAAACCAGAUAAAGCUGGUUCCUGCUGGACACCGUGUGGUCGACGGCAACCAUCAAGACCUUCACAAAAUACUUGAUGGACUACCGCGAAUCGAUGCAGGCACAUUUGAACGAAGUCCCAUUCAAACAAGCAGCGCUAACACACCCUCCACUGGGCCAAUUCCUGCUUCAAAAGUUCUUCGAGAACAAAUGGAUUUGGCAAGUACGCCCUCAACAGGUCCCAUCCCCGUGUCGAGAACUCUGCGUGAUUACGCUCUUGAGAGUGGCAACAAGCCGUGCAUAGAUAGAAGUCUGGAAGAAAUACCUCAGGACUUCUCAGUGGACAUGAAGAACACCAAGAAACAUCACAGAAAGUCGCUGAUCAAGUCCAAACGUCCAGUGAGUCUGAGCGUCAGCAAGCACAGCUCCGACUCAAGCAGUCAGGAAACGGUUAACGAGGGUGUCAGGGUGGCAUAAUAUUGCAAUGCCAACAUUGUUGAAUUGCUUAGUACAAAUACUCACAGACUUAUGCCUUGUUGUGGAGAUGUGUGUUGAAAGUAGUCUUGCGGAUAAGAUUCUUCAAAUGGUUGUAAACCUGCCUUCGUUGUCAGAUAACAACAGGCUGUUCCUCAGUGUAGCUCCCAUCUUGAAGAGAUAUGCAGAGGACAGCAUAUGUAGGGUCAGUUAUUGGUCACUGUGAGAUCCAGUGUUAACGCUUAUAAUCCUUGCUGCUCUUGGCAUCAAAGGAUAUUCUGGUGACAUAAAGUCAACUGAGAUUGAGGGAUGUUUGUCAUGCAGAAUGUUUGUGAGGCAAGCUCCUCCUUACUUGUCACCAUCAUUUCUCUAUCGUUGCUGCCACCAGUUUUGAUGUGGCCAUUAUAAGAAAAUAUGUAAAAUUUUACCUCAAACUUAAAAUGUAGUGAUGUGUAUUUUUUUGGUGUGUGUCUGUGGAAUGGCCCCCAAUUUCCCCCUCUCAACUCCUGGCAUGGUUGCAAAGUGCAUAGCACAGUAGGAAGCUGUUGCUAAUAUAGAGCUCUGCGAAUGAGCUUUCUCUGUGAGGAGCUUGGUGAGUGAGGAAGGUAAUAGAGACCACUCUUAUCACACUACAUAUGUAUUGGAGAGAGCUAAUGAAGAGUGGGGUGCUUAGGGUCUCUAAUAUGGUGUAAGUGGGAAUAUGUUUAGUUAAAUAUUGUUAUGUCCAAAAUAAUGCUCACAUCAUUGAACUUUAUGCUGUCAACUGCUUUAUUAUGAAUUCAAGAUUUGAAUAUCUCUGAAUUUAUUGACCAAGCAUAUGCCAAAAGACCAAGAUUCAAUUCAGGUGAUUUAUGCAUUUGGCAUUUUCUCCUUCGAGGUUCAUGAGACAAAUUGUUAUUCUCAAAGGCAGAUAUUGCUGACAAUUGUGAAUCUUUGUUUUUGGUUGUACAGGGUCUAAAUUCUUCGAAAUGAAUAUGUAUAUUGUAUAUUAAUUAUCAAAUGUAUUGAAUAUUUUCACAAAUGUAGAAAAUAUUUAGAGUGUGAAUUGUCCUAACCAAUUCUAAUCUGUGUACAAUGGUUUUAUCAUGUACACCAUGUUACAAACUUAAUAUUUUACAGGAACCUAAAAUGUCUCAUUUUAGAAAAUAUUUACUCAUUUGAUAUACAUAAUUAUUUUGUACUAAAAUUCAAUGCUAUUCAUUUAUUACACUGAAAUAGUCAUGUGUAGUACAUUGUACUAUAAAAAUGCCAUCAAUACCCUUAUUAACGAUGCAUGAACAAAUAAAAACUAUUGUUGUAAAAGAUUCUGUUCCUUCAUAAAAAAUGUAAACAAUUCCUUUUUGGGUCCAGAAAUACCACAGACACAAAUGUAUUUGGAAGACAUUUUGAAUUUGAACAACACCUUAAACACUUCAACAUGCACAUUUUAAUUAAAAAUAUAUACCUUGUUUGCAUCCCAACACCACUGGAAAUUAGUCACACAAAUCCAACAUUAAUAAUUCUUUUAUUCUAAUCGUGUUAUUAGAAUGUUCAUGGUAGAAGUCCUGUGAAACCAGUGUAGAUUGUUAUCGUCUGUUUACACCAUUAAACUUGGAAAUGAUUCAUAUCCUGUGAUUAUAGUGAUUGGGUGUCAACAUCAUAGUAGAAUAAUUUCUUUUACACUUUAUUUCAUAUUACACCAAAACAGCAUUAUUAAUUUUAGUAACCAUAUGAUUAUGACUAGAUAUUAUAUCUGCUGACACAGUGUGAAAUUAUUUCACAUAAUUAGCUGAUCAGACAUUAGUUUGUGACAGUAUUACUGAACUAUUAAGUUUAACUUGAUAAAUAUAAAUCUUGAUUUCUCACACUCUUUCAUUUCUUAUAUAUUUCAUGAAGCCUAAAGAGAUGGUACAUCAAUCAUCGUGUACAUCACUUGAAACCAAGUCUUCAUUUUUAUUGUGAAAUUCACUUUAUUCAGUAGUUCUUAACGUAAGUUGCAAGUUGAAAUGUUCGUAGUUUAAAGUACAUUUGUUUCAUAUUUUGAUUUCAUGUUGCAUACAUAUAGAAUAUCACUACACCAAGUGCUUGUGAAUUAACGUUGUUCUUGUGAAUGAUUGACAUGAAAUAGAGUAGUGUACAUUUCACUCCCUGUCAGUACUCAUCAUAAUGCCUUGCUGUAUAAACCAUUUCGUGUUGUGAGCCAAGUGUUGUGAAUUUCCUCUACCAGUUAAUUGAUAAUUGUACACCAUGUAUCUGGUACUUAUGUGUGGUGGACCUUUUUGGAUGUGCCACUUGAUUCAUGCUACUGCCACAUUGUAUGCGUUUGUAGUUGGGCUUAGGUUUAUGAACUAGUUUGCAAGUAUCGAAUCACGAUUUGCUUCAUAUUGAUAACAUUUGGCAUAAAAUCAAUACUUCUGUGUAUAUUGUUGAUGAAUUCACAAUCAGCAUGCUCAAUAACAAUUUUAAGAAGUACGUAUUAUUAACUGGCAACUUAUUUUGAAGAUUUCAAGUAGCUGAAAGAGAGGUCCAUGUCUUUUGUGACUUAGAACAUUGCACAGAUGUGUGAGAACAUGGUUGUGUGUUUCAAUCUAGUCAUGAUUAUUGUCAUUAUAUGCACAGGGAGAACAUAUGCAAUAUCACCUGAUGUCACAUUGUCCAAACAAAUGAAGUUCAGUUUGGUGAAGAAUCCGUAUAAAGUUUUUACAUUUCGAGUACAUGCAGUAGUAUAUUAAGAAAUAGGGUUGCAAUUAUACUGUGAAGCUGUGAUCAUUCAGAUUGACAAAACUAUGAAUCAGCAGAUCUCAGAAGUAAUGUCUUUUGAACAUGGUUAUGUCCAAGCCUACAAGGUGUCAUGUGAACCAUGAUUCACUUGUGUCCAAUUACCAGCUGUACACUGGGAUUUUAUAUUGUUUAAACUUUCCUUGUUUCACAUUGGAAAUUAUGUGUAAAUAUUGAGACCACAAAUGUAAGUCUUCAGUCUACUGAAUUUCAAAAGGACAAGACCAAAGAGAACUGGCUUCCACUCAUUUUCAUGCCAUCAUUGGUUUGCCUUACAUCAUCAACUUAACAACAGCCCACCUUCCAAUUGAACCAAUUUUCACUGCAAUUUUGUGUUGUAGAGGAAUUCUAUGUAUUUUCACCAUAUAUUCAUGACAGAAAAUCUAGAUAUUACCUGACAUCAGAUUGGACUGAAUAGGAUGCUGUUUACGUUAAAACAGAGACCAUAUACCGAUAUAUGGUCUCUGGUUAAAAUUAUUGCUGUCAAAUUAUGCAAACAAUAAUUAAAUUCAGUUAAUGAUUAAGUAGAUUUACCGGUAGUUAGUCUUAGAUUUUGAGUCUUAGUGACAUGUUUGUUAAUAUUUUGACUUAUUGUUGUACAGAGGGAGAUGCUUCCUCUGGUGAUUUGUGCAAUAUGUACAUGCUGAAGUGAAUUGCUUUUAUUAUUUCAUAUUGUUUUAUUGUACAUUUUCGCCUUUUAUACAUAAGUUAUGGGACACAGGUUGUCAUUGUGUUUAUAUCAGUUUCUGGCUUUAUUAACAUUGUAUACUUAAAUAGUAUUGUUUGUGAGAUUCACAAGCUUUGGCCAGCAAUCUUGCUUUGAAUGUACAGUGAAAUAGAUUGUAGAAACAGAUGUAUAUGUUGAUUGCAGUUUUAUUUAUGUUGGUUUGCUGUUGAUGCAAGUAUGUGAUUUAUCCAUAUAUUUGUCUGUGUUUAUUGCCACAGUCCCAUAUUUUAUAGCCACUGAAACAGAAAUGGCAAGAGAAUGAUUUGUUCAAAACAUUAUGUUGAAAGCAUCAAUUUCUUGAUUAUUUAUCUCACCUGAACAUUACAGGCAUCUGUGAAAGGUUGACUUGAUACUUUUACUGGUAUUAUCUCUUUGGAAGCCACAUUGCUCAUUAAAAUAUAGGUGAUUGAAUAUGUGGAGCUGAAAUAAUUCUAAAUAAUUGGAGGUGUUGCAAAUAUACUCGAACUGAGCUAUUUGAAUACUUUUUUUUCAAAAAUAUUUUGUUGAAAAAUCUACUCUAAAAGUUCACCGAAUCUGUCAGAGGCAUAUACGACUUAAUCACGUCAAGUGAGUGUAUUAGUUGUUUGCAUAGCUUUGUACAACCACAUCAUCAAAUCAGUGUAAAUAUUAGCAAAGUAAUUGCAUCAGCAUUAUCAUCCUUCAAGGUUAUUUGGAAUUGUGUUAUAAGGGAGGUAACUCUAAAUGGGCUUAUGUAUUGAGGGCUUCCCUGCAUUGUAUUUCACCUGAAUCUCGCUUUUGUAGUAACUGCCUUUUACACCGCAAUAUGAUCUGACAUUUUUUGUUGUCCCCACAAGGCUUCUUGAAUAAAAUCAAUUAGAAGCUUAUGCUGUUGUUGUCUUGUUCACAUAAUCUUGAGCAUCAUCGUUAAGUGUGUUGUGUACAUGGGACAAAUGAAGCUGAGAUGCUGACAGUGGGUCAGUUGGUUGACUGUUUGUCAUUGUGCCCCGUUGGCCUGGACAAGACUUGAUUACUUGCCUUGUUUGGAAUUUUGUGAAACAUAUGAACCAUGCAAUCAUUUCACAAAUCACACAAGAAUAAGUGUAAAUCAUUUAUUUCAAACUUUGUAUAAACAGUCAUUUUUAACAUGACACUAGAAGUAGGUUAUAUCAUACAAGUAUGUACAACAGUUGCUUAACAAACAAAUACUGUUUUUUAGGAAAGUCCAUGGGAAACAUUUGGUACUCUUAUAAGAAAACAAAUAAUUUAAAACAAUUUAAACUUUUAGUUCCUUAUCAUGUAAUACUCAUGAACUAAAAGCAUCCCCAAUCUAUAGUUUGAUUCCAUUCAAGAGAAGACACAAUAUUUGGCAGCUGGAAAAGAUCAACAUAAAUAUAUAGAACUCAGAAAUGAUUUGGAUAAGUGAAAUAUGACUUGACAUGUUCAAAUGCUCAAAUGAAACUAUAGUUACACUACAAAUGCAAAA
Molecule: messenger RNA, 9171 nt
Organism: Haliotis rufescens (red abalone)
Lineage: Eukaryota; Metazoa; Mollusca; Gastropoda; Lepetellida; Haliotidae
Product: disintegrin and metalloproteinase domain-containing protein unc-71-like
Exons: 27
Coding region: 131-4246 (1371 amino acids)
Biological process (GO): membrane protein ectodomain proteolysis
Molecular function (GO): metalloendopeptidase activity
Source: RefSeq, a predicted model, not a curated record